Messenger RNA from Suillus bovinus, 2175 nucleotides. RefSeq lists its product as uncharacterized. The transcript has 9 exons. The record is from RefSeq and is a predicted model, not a curated record. Bases 1 to 2175 code for a protein of 724 amino acids. NCBI's taxonomy places the organism in Eukaryota, Fungi, Basidiomycota, Agaricomycetes, Boletales, Suillaceae.
AUGUCCAUGACAGACGCUCCCCGGCGCACCCGCCCAUCGACUGCAACUGCCCGACCUGCUAAGGUGUUGCUCGACACGAAGAUCAAGAGGCGAUCCCCGGCUCAAAAGGCUGCAGAUGACCUUGUCAUCAAAGAAGCGAGAGAAGCAAAGGAAGCAGCGCACCAAAAGGGGGUUGAGCGUAUUGCUGCUCUGCAGGCUGAGAUGGAGAAAGCCCAGAAGGAAUUGAUCAUGAAAAAGGCGACUCCCGUUCGGCCCAAGCCUAGGGCCAAGGCGAUAAAGCCAAAAGUGACUCAGAAAAAGUCUGUGGUAGGAGACACCGGUGGUGGUGACAGUCCUGCUGAUAGUGGUAUGUUGGAGGACCUAGUGUCAGAGACUGACAUUGCCAGGGAUGUGGAAAAUAAAGCUGCAGGAAGGGGGAAAAAGAUGGUGACGAAGAAAGUCGCAAAGACGUUGAUAAGGGAUGCCAUCAGUAACAUGCAAAAGAAGCUCACUGAAUCAUCCGAGUCAAAAGUGGAAGGUGAUGAUGCACGUGCUGAUGGGAAAUCACCUAUCAACACAUCCACAAAACUUGCAUUAGGUGGCCGAGUGACCAACUGGAUCUCAGGGGUCAAACCUGGAAAUCCAGAGCCGCUGUCAUGUCCAUCCAUUGAUAGCACUUCAACUCGAGCACCUCCGUCAUCAAUUUUCUCAGAGGGCAAUGCUUCCUCCGCACCGACUUCAGCCGCUGAGCUUCCGACUAAGAUUCCUGCAGCUUUGCCUCAAAUUCCGGAUGGUGUCGCAGACGAUACUCUUACUGGCGCGUUUGCAGAUGAUAUCGACGAUUCGUUGGAGCGUGAGGAUGCUCUCUUGGGGAGCAAGAAAAACAAGGGGAAAUCUAAGGUUGUCACGCUAUACGAAGAGGACUAUGAUGUCGAUGAGCCUGAGGCUCCACCAGAGGCAUCAGACGACUCGGAUGAUGAGCUUAUGGCUCUGUCGACACAAGUAUUACCGGAGGAGCAGUACUCACAGGAGCCUAAGGCGCCAUUCACACAGGAAGACAAUCAUAUGUUCUUGAAGCGGAAAGCUAGCACCAUAGACGAUGAGGAGUCUUGGUGUCCUGAAGACGCAAUCAUGAGUUCUGAUUCGGAGGCACCGCUCCCUGUCAAAACUAACGCAGCAAAGAAGGAGAAAAUUCUGCGCACAACAUAUUCAACAUCCGUUACUGCAUCUCAGGCUAUAGUCGACAGCAAGCCGCCAGCUCAUAAAAAGGCUAAGGUCAAAUCUUCCGCACUACAUGCCCGUGGUGCUCCUGCUACCACACGCCAGCAGAAUGCAGAUACUGCACCAGACAACAUCAAAGCACGCACGCUGGCGAAGAAUUUUAUCCCUACCAUAAUGCUGUGGGCCGGAAGCUAUGAAGAUAUCUGGAGUAUUCCUGACGAGGUCCUUCUCCAUCAUGCGCAGCUUGUUCUUAACGCAGUGUACAACGAUCUCGACAUAGUGGUUGUUCACGGGAGUGGAGUUAUACAUUCACUCACUGCACAGCGCAUUUCAGAGUGGCGCAGCAAUUUUGGCUCCACAGGGCUAGUCAUCAUCAUGGACUUUUUAUCACGAAAUUCCGACGUGAAUCCUGUCAAACUGGCCAAAUCUCUUAAUGUUGAAUGGGCAUUCUUGUUCGAGGACCCGGACAAUCCAUCUCCACUUACUGCAUACCGCUCACCCUUUGUACUGCAGUUAUUUGGCACAGCACACCUCAACGCCAUCACCGGUUAUGUGCAGGUUCCCUCAUUCGACAUGUGCGCACUUGCAACAAGUGGGAUGUUACGGCCUCUUGCUCUUUCUGCUGCAGCGAUUGAGCGCGCUGUCUCCAUGAUCGCAAAUGAAGUACUCGAAGUUCAAAAUGUUCUGUCAUCCGCAUCAAGAGGUCGGGUUAGCAUCAGGCUACCGAAGGUCCUCAACAAAGUUACUGGGAAAAAGACCAACAUUCCGUUUUUAUUUUCGGCAGCUCUCUGGCUUAAACCAACUAAUUCGUACAUCAAAUCUCUGUUAGGCAAGCCUGCUGGGUACCUCGAAACUACAGUACAGAUGGCGCGUACCACCUUGAAUGAUGUCACUGAAACACCGUUGGGCUCGCUGAUCGACGAUGACGAGUCGGAGGAUGACAAGCGUGCUAUGAUUUCACCUGCCAGUGCAUGA